AAGAAGAACCAUACGGCACAGAGGCAUUGUCCAAGCGGAGAAAGGGAUAACACGCGCAAUUUUACAGACACAAGGACACAUCUAAAGAUUUUAAUGUGGGCUCAUUGUGAGUUUGGAUUAUAGCAUUUUCUUUGGAAUUAUAACUUCUAGGAAAGACAGAAGAUGUUGCUAAAUAUAAAACAUAUAUUUUGGUUUAUCUGCAUAUGCCAAACAGCAACUGGACCUGUCUCUAGCACAUUAAUGGUGAUGGGUCCUGUCAGUGGAUUGUUAUCUGGGAAAGUGACCCUUCCAUGUCACUUCUCCAACAUUCCCACUGUUGCACCUAGCAACAUAGGAACAGAUUACCUGCGCAUCAAAUGGACCAAAAUUGAGGGAGAUGUGGAGUCAACUGUUCUCGUCGCCCAAAACGGUGUUAUUAAGAUUGGUUCAGGAUACCGGACUCGUGUUUCUGUGCCUAGUCACCCAGAAGACGUCGGGGAUGCUUCUUUAACAGUGGUAAAACUUCGGGCCAGUGAUGCUGGGACUUACCGCUGCGAAGUGAUGUUUGGAAUUGAGGACACACAAGAUACAGUCAGUUUAGAUGUUGAUGGCGUGGUGUUUCACUACCGGACUCAUUUUAGCAGAUACAGUCUGAACUAUGCAGAAGCUGUGCAGACCUGUAAGGAUAUUGGAGCCACCAUCGCAACAGCAGAACAACUGAAAGCAGCCAAUGAGGAUGGUUUUGACCAAUGCGAUGCUGGGUGGUUAGCAGAUCAAACAGUGAGAUAUCCAAUCACUAGACCAAGGCCUGGCUGCUUUGAUUUGCUUAAAAAACCGGGUGUCAGGUCAUAUGGUAAACGUGAGCCCACUGACACUUUUGAUGUGUACUGCUAUGUGGACAAGAUUGAGGGAAAUGUUUUCUUUGCCCCCACGAUGCGUAAGAUGACUUUUGAUGAGGCCAAGGCUGAGUGUGAAAGCAGGAAUGCUGUGCUGGCCUCUCCGGGUCAACUUCACGCUGCCUGGAGACAGGGUAUGGACCGAUGCGAUUAUGGGUGGCUCUCUGAUGGCAGUGCCCGUCAUCCUGUCUCUGUACCCAGACUUCAGUGUGGUGGUGGUCUGCUGGGUAUACGGACCAUGUAUCGCCACCAAAACCAAACAGGCUUCCCAGAUCCCAAUUUGAAGUUAGGAGCGUACUGUUUCAAAGGUUUUAAGUUUUUAUUCAACCAGUCCUCUUGGGUGGAUGUCAUGAUCAUUAAUGCUACCACAGCGGAGCCCACCCUCACUACAGAGACCACCGUCCAGACUCGUUCUCCUGAUACCGAUCUCUCUCAUGUGCCUGAAAUGUUUGCUUCAUCCCAGGAUGCUUCUGAUGAUGACCAGUCUUUUACAAAUGUUUCUGAUGGCCAGGCCCCAACAGAUGCCCCUUAUAUGUUUUCUACAAGCAUGGCACCACCAAAGACAAGCCCUCUUUCUAACAAUCUAGAAUCUUUCAAAACACCCACGGUCAGUGUCAAAUCAGAGGAAAGUUUCUCAUCAACACUUUCAGAUAUUGAUAUUAGUGAUUUUGAAACUCCGACCAUUGAUGAAGUAGUAAAAGUUCGUGGAGAUGUACUCCCCGAAGAAUCUACAACUGCUGUCACCGCUACCAAAGAAACCCUUAUGGAUAGAAAUACUAUUGAAGUGAGCACAAUUCUAUCUGACAUUCUGGUCUCAAGCUCUCCGAACACAAAGCCUUUGUUUGCGGUUGGGAAAACAGAGGAAGCUAUCCAAGUUGGAGUUACAGCCGACAGAGAUUCAGACUCUGAUGACACUGCAAUUUUCUCUACUGUAGAGCCAUUUGUGACCAGUAUCACCCCUGACUCCAGACUUCACACAGCAAAACUGUCACAAUACAGCACAGAACAAACUGUAGGAACAACCGGGCCAGUAACAGUAGUUAACACUGAUGAGUAUAGGAGCAAAAUCGAAUCACCUUCUUCCACACACUCAUCUUUUAUAAUGACAGAUACAGCUUUUUUUGAGAGUGCUAAGUCUACUGUGUUCACUGAGUAUGAUGACAAUAUCAACAUUGAAGGCAAUGUUAUGGCAGAACCCUCACCUCAUCUGUUCGCACAGACAUUCACCAACCAAGAAACUGAACCUACAGUGACCUCUAAUGGAUCUGAAGUUCCUGAGCGAACAGUGACAGGAACACAUUCGCUUACUGAUCAUGCACCAUCACACGAGGAAGCUACUUCAGAAACACCCAAUGAGACACUAACAGAGGCCAAGGACACCAUCACAGAGGCCAGGCAUCUUAAAUCAGUUAGUCAAAGUCUGGUGACUUUUGCAAAUGAGCUUCAAUCAACAGAGCACAUGGUCGAACCUGAGUUACCUGAAGAUAAUGAUUUCAUUUCCCCUCUACAUAUCAGUAUGACUCCAAAUCUGAGCUUUAUAAAUGGAAAUUAUGAGGUGACACUUCAGCCCAAAACUGAGGUGUUAGAAGUUAGAGGAGAUACAUUUGGAAGAGAGUCCCAUGUUAAACACAACUUGACCCAUACCAAAGAAGAGGAAACAACUUUUGAAUUUGAUAGUUCAUUAGUAGAAGCUGGCAAUACACCACAAGCAUCACCGGUUUCAGGACUGUACAUGGUUUCUCCAUUGUUCACCACAACCCUUGAUCCAGAAAAUAAAUUUGGCCAAGGAUCAACAGUAGUAGACUCUACUCCAGUAUCAUCUCCCUUGGCAAUCAGUGAGGAAGAGACUCUCAAAGUAAAAGGAACUAUUAUUCCAAGCAUUUCAUUCUCUACCGAAAAACACUUCUCUAUCAAAGAGACUUUGUUCUCCUCUGCACAGACAGAACAUGUAGAUGAGAAAUUAUAUGCGAGCAGUGUCCCAAGCACAGUUCCAUCAGAGAUAACAACAAAGACUGUGAUGUCACCAUCAAGUUAUGCAUCAGUUCAAUCAUCCACCGAAAUUGACAGUUCAGAGGCGACCUCUGAAAUGUUUAGUAGAAAAAUCACAACAACAAGUUCUUCAUUGUUCAACACAACCAAAUCAGACCAAGAAUUAACAAAAUCAGAAUCUGAUGCAACAGUUUCAGUCUCAAUACCUAGCUCAACAAGGGCUCAGACCCCAGACGAUCAGACAACUGAAACACAUACCAAACAGCCUUUUUCUACUCUAGACUCUACUCUCAAAGUGCAAAUCAUUGAACUCUUGAGCACAGGAAGCACAGUCAAAAGUCUAGAGGAAAUGUCUCCCAGUUCAGUUACAACAGGGACUGAGACAGAGGCAACAGAGUUAUCAGCGAAGCCAUCAGAGUCCACCAUUGUUGAUGUUUCAGAGAUUCUGUUUUCCUCUGCACAGACAGAACAAUUAGAUGAGAAAACAUCUGAAAGCACUGUGACAAGCACAGUUACAUCAGAAAUGAUGACAAAAACAGAUAUUCUAUUACCAUCAAGUUUUGCAUCAGCUUUAUCAUCCACAGAAAUGGACGGUUCGGGAGAUGCGACGUCUGAAAUGCUUAGUAAAGCGUUCACAACAACAAGUUCUUCAUUGUUCACCACAACCAAAUCAGACAAAGAUCUCACAGAUGCAGCAUCCAAUGCAACAGGUUCAGUAUCAAUGCCUAGCUCAACAAGGGCCCAGACUGCAGAUGAUCAGACAACUGAAACACAUACCAGGCAGCCUGCGUCCACAUUAGACUCUACUCUAACAGCAAGUACCUUUGAGUCAAUAAGGACAGAAAGCAGAGUCACAAGUCAAGAUGAUAAAAUAUCUUACAGUUCAAUUACCACAAGUACUGUUACAGAGGCAACAGGGCUUUUAGCAAAGCCAUCAGAGUCCACUAUUGAUGAUGUUUCAGAGACUCUGUCCUUCUCUCCACAGACAGAAAAUUAUGAUGAAAAAUUAUCUGAAAGCACAUCAGAGACAACAUCACAAGACAAGCUACUAUCAUCUAGUUUUACAUCAAUUCUAAUUUCAACAGAAAUUGACGGUUCAGGAGAUGCAACAUCUGAGAUGCUUAGUAAAGGGUUCACGACAACAAGUUCUUCAUUGUUCACCACAACCAAAUCAGACCAAGAACUCACAGAAGCAGCAUCGGAUGCAAAAGAUUUAGUCUCAAUGCCUAGCUCAACAAGUGAUCAGACAACAGACGAUCAGACAACUGAAACAUAUACUAGACAGCCUGUGUCCACACUAGACUCUACUCUCAAAGUGCAAACCAUUGAUCUCUUGAGCACAGGAAGCACAGUCAAAAGUCUAGAUGAAAUGUCUCCCAGUUCAGUUACAACAGGGACUGAGACAGAGGCAACAGAGUUAUCAGCAAAGACAUCAGAGUCCACCAUUGUUGAUGUUUCAGAGAUUAUGUUUUCCUCUGCAAAGACAGACCAAUUAGAUGAGAAAACAUCUGAAAGCACUGUGACAAGCACAGUUACAUCAGAAAUGAUGACAAAAACAGAUGUUCUAUUACCAUCAAGUUUUGCAUCAGCUUUAUCAUCCACAGAAAUGGACGGUUCAGGAGAUGCGACGUCUGAAAUGCUUAGUAAAGUGUUUACGACAACAAGUUCUUCAUUGUUCACCACAACCAAAUCAGACCAAGAACUCACAGAAGCAGCAUCGGAUGCAAAAGAUUUAGUCUCAAUGCCUAGCUCAACAAGUGAUCAGACAACAGACGAUCAGACAACUGAAACACAUACCAGGCAGCCUGCAUCCACAUUAGACUCUACUCUAACAGCAAGUACCUUUGAGUCAAUAAGGACAGAAAGCAGAGUCACAAGUCAAGAUGAUAAAAUAUCUUACAGUUCAAUUACCACAAGUACUGUUACAGAGGCAACAGGGCUUUUAGCAAAGCCAUCAGAGUCCACUAUUGAUGAUGUUUCAGAGACUCUGUCCUUCUCUCCACAGACAGAAAAUUAUGAUGAAAAAUUAUCUGAAAGCACAUCAGAGACAACAUCACAAGACAAGCUACUAUCAUCUAGUUUUACAUCAAUUCUAAUUUCAACAGAAAUUGACGGUUCAGGAGAUGCGACAUCUGAGAUGCUUAGUAAAGGGUUCACGACAACAAGUUCUUCAUUGUUCACCACAACCAAAUCAGACCAAGAACUCACAGAAGCAGCAUCGGAUGCAAAAGAUUUAGUCUCAAUGCCUAGCUCAACAAGUGAUCAGACAACAGACGAUCAGACAACUGAAACAUAUACUAGACAGCCUGUGUCCACACUAGACUCUACUCUCAAAGUGCAAACCAUUGAUCUCUUGAGCACAGGAAGCACAGUCAAAAGUCUAGAUGAAAUGUCUCCCAGUUCAGUUACAACAGGGACUGAGACAGAGGCAACAGAGUUAUCAGCAAAGACAUCAGAGUCCACCAUUGUUGAUGUUUCAGAGAUUAUGUUUUCCUCUGCAAAGACAGACCAAUUAGAUGAGAAAACAUCUGAAAGCACUGUGACAAGCACAGUUACAUCAGAAAUGAUGACAAAAACAGAUGUUCUAUUACCAUCAAGUUUUGCAUCAGCUUUAUCAUCCACAGAAAUGGACGGUUCAGGAGAUGCGACGUCUGAAAUGCUUAGUAAAGUGUUUACGACAACAAGUUCUUCAUUGUUCACCACAACCAAAUCAGACCAAGAACUCACAGAAGCAGCAUCGGAUGCAAAAGAUUUAGUCUCAAUGCCUAGCUCAACAAGUGAUCAGACAACAGACGAUCAGACAACUGAAACACAUACCAGACAGCCUGUGUCCACACAAGACUCUACUCUCAAAGUGCAAACCAUUGAACACUUGAGCACAGGUAGCACAGUCAAAAGUCUAGAUGAAAUGUCUCCCAGUUCAGUUACAACAGGGACUGAGACAGAGGCAACAGAUCUAUCAGCAAAGCCAUCAGAGUCCACCAUUGUGGAUGUUUCAAAGACUCUAUUUUCUUCUGCACAGACAGAACAUUUAGAUGAUAAAUCAUCUAAAAGUACUGUGACAAGCACUGUUACAUCGGAAAUGAUGACAAAAACAGAUGUUCUAUUACCAUCAAGUUUUGCAUCAGCUUUAUCAUCCACAGAAAUGGACGGUUCGGGAGAUGUGAUGUCUGAAAUGCUUAGUAAAGUGUUCACAACAUCAAGUUCUUCAUUGUUCACCACAACCAAAUCAGACAAAGAACUCACAGACGCAGCAUCCGAUGCAACAGGUUCACUAUCAAUGCCUAGCUCAACAAGUGCCCAGACUGCAGAUGAUCAGACAACUGAAACACAUACCAGACAGCCUGUGUCCACAUUAGACUCUACUCUAACAGCAAGUACCUUUGAGUCAAUAAGCACAGAAAGCACAAUCACAAGUCAAGAUGAUAAAAUAUCUCACAGUUCAAUUACCACAAGUACUGUUACAGAGGCAACAGAGCUUUUAGCAAAGCCAUCAGAGUCCACAAUUGCUGAUGUUUCAGAGACUCUGUCUUUCUCUCCACAGACAGAACAUUUUGAUGAAAAAUUAUCUGAAAGCACAUCAGAGACAACAUCACAAGACAAGCUAUUAUCAUCAAGUUUUACAUCAAUUCUAAUUUCAACAGAUAUUGACGGUUCGGGAGAUGCGACAUCUGAGAUGCUUAGUAAAGGGUUCACGACAACAAGUUCUUCAUUGUUCACCACAACCAAAUCAGUCCAAGAACUCACAGAAGCAGCAUCGGAUGCAAAAGAUUUAGUCUCAAUGCCUAGCUCAACAAGUGAUCAGACAACAGACGAUCAGACAACUGAAACACAUACCAGACAGCCUGUGUCCACACAAGACUCUACUCUCAAAGUGCAAACCAUUGAACACUUGAGCACAGGUAGCACAGUCAAAAGUCUAGAUGAAAUGUCUCCCAGUUCAGUUACAACAGGGACUGAGACAGAGGCAACAGAUCUAUCAGCAAAGCCAUCAGAGUCCACCAUUGUGGAUGUUUCAAAGACUCUAUUUUCUUCUGCACAGACAGAACAUUUAGAUGAUAAAUCAUCUAAAAGUACUGUGACAAGCACUGUUACAUCGGAAAUGAUGACAAAAACAGAUGUUCUAUUACCAUCAAGUUUUGCAUCAGCUUUAUCAUCCACAGAAAUGGACGGUUCGGGAGAUGUGACGUCUGAAAUGCUUAGUAAAGUGUUCACAACAUCAAGUUCUUCAUUGUUCACCACAACCAAAUCAGACAAAGAACUCACAGACGCAGCAUCCGAUGCAACAGGUUCACUAUCAAUGCCUAGCUCAACAAGUGCCCAGACUGCAGAUGAUCAGACAACUGAAACACAUACCAGACAGCCUGUGUCCACAUUAGACUCUACUCUAACAGCAAGUACCUUUGAGUCAAUAAGCACAGAAAGCACAAUCACAAGUCAAGAUGAUAAAAUAUCUCACAGUUUAAUUACCACAAGUACUGUUACAGAGGCAACAGAGCUUUUAGCAAAGCCAUCAGAGUCCACAAUUGCUGAUGUUUCAGAGACUCUGUCUUUCUCUCCACAGACAGAACAUUUUGAUGAAAAAUUAUCUGAAAGCACAUCAGAGACAACAUCACAAGACAAGCUAUUAUCAUCAAGUUUUACAUCAAUUCUAAUUUCAACAGAUAUUGACGGUUCGGGAGAUGCGACAUCUGAGAUGCUUAGUAAAGGGUUCACGACAACAAGUUCUUCAUUGUUCACCACAACCAAAUCAGACCAAGAACUCACAGAAGCAGCAUCGGAUGCAAAAGAUUUAGUCUCAAUGCCUAGCUCAACAAGUGAUCAGACAACAGACGAUCAGACAACUGAAACACAUACCAGACAGCCUGUGUCCACACAAGACUCUACUCUCAAAGUGCAAACCAUUGAACACUUGAGCACAGGUAGCACAGUCAAAAGUCUAGAUGAAAUGUCUCCCAGUUCAGUUACAACAGGGACUGAGACAGAGGCAACAGAUCUAUCAGCAAAGUCAUCAGAGUCCACCAUUGUUGAUGUUUCAGAGACUCUAUUUUCUUCUGCACAGACAGAACAUUUAGAUGAUAAAUCAUCUAAAAGUACUGUGACAAGCACUGUUACAUCGGAAAUGAUGACAAAAACAGAUGUUCUAUUACCAUCAAGUUUUGCAUCAGCUUUAUCAUCCACAGAAAUGGUCGGUUCGGGAGAUGCGACGUCUGAAAUGCUUAGUAAAGUGUUCACAACAUCAAGUUCUUCAUUGUUCACCACAACCAAAUCAGACAAAGAACUCACAGAUGCAGCAUCCAAUGCAACAGGUUCAGUAUCAAUGCCUAGCUCAACAAGUGCCCAGACUGCAGAUGAUCAGACAACUGAAACACAUACCAGACAGCCUGUGUCCACAUUAGACUCUACUCUAACAGCAAGUACCUUUGAGUCAAUAAGGACAGAAAGCACAAUCACAAGUCAAGAUGAUAAAAUAUUUCACAGUUCAAUUACCACAAGUUCUGUUACAGAGCCAACAGAGCUUUUAGCAAAGCCAUCAGAGUCCACCAUUGCUGAUGUUUCAGAGCCUCUGUCAUUCUCUCCACAGACAGAACACUUUGAUGAAAAAUUAUCUGAAAGCACAUCAGAGACAACAUCACAAGAGAAGCUAUUAUCAUCAAGUUUUACAUCAAUUCUAAUUUCAACAGAAAUUGACGGUUCAGGAGAUGCGACAUCUGAGAUGCUUAGUAAAGAGUUCACGACAAGAAGUUCUUCAUUGUUCACCACAACCAAAUCAGACCAAAAACUCACAGGAGCAGCAUCGGAUGCAAAAGAUUUAGUCUCAAUGCCUAUCUCAACAAGUGAUCAGACAACAGACGAUCAGACAACUGAAACACAUACCAGACAGCCUGUGUCCACACUAGACUCUACUCACAAAUUGCAAACCAUUGAACACUUGAGCACAGUCAAAAGUCUAGAUGAAAUGUCUCCCAGUUCAGUUACAACAGGGACUGAGACAGAGGCAACAGAGUUAUCAGCAAAGUCAUCAGAGUCCACCAUUGUUGAUGUUUCAGAGACUCUGUUUUCCUCUGCACAGACAGAACAAUUAGAUGAGAAAUCAUCUAAAAGCACUGUGACAAGCACAGUUACAUCAAAAAUUAUGACAAAAACAGAUGUUCUAUUACCAUCAAGUUUUGCAUCAGCUUUAUCAUCCACAGAAAUGGACGGUUCGGGAGAUGCGACUUCUGAAAUGCUUAGUAAAGUGUUUACAACAACAAGUUCUUCAUUGUUCACCACAACCAAAUCAGACAAAGAACUCACAGCUGCAGCAUCCGAUGCAACAGGUUUAGUAUCAAUGCCUAGCUCAACAAGUGCCCAGACUGCAGAUGAUCAGACAACUGAAACACAUACCAGGCAGCCUGUGUCCACACUAGACUCUACUUUAACAGCAAGUACCUUUGACUCAAUAAGCACAGAAAGCACAGUCACAAGUCAAGAUGAUAAAAUAUCUCACAGUUCAAUUACCACAAGUACUGUUACAGAGGCAACAGAGCUUUUAGCAAAGCCAUCAGAGUCCACCAUUGCUGAUGUUUCAGAGACUCUGUCCUUCUCUCCACAGACAGAACAUUUUGUUGAAAAAUUAUCUGAAAGCACAUCAGAAACAACAUCACAAGACAAGCUAUCAUCAUCAAGUGUUACAUCAGUUCUAUUAUCCACAGAAAUAGACGGUUCAGGAGAUGCUACAUCUGAGAUGCUGAGUUCUUCAUUGUUCACCACAACGAGAUCAGACCAAGAACUCACAGAAGCAGCAUCCGAUGCAACAGGUUCAGUCUUAAUGCCUAGCUCAACAAGUGAUCAGACAACAGAGGAUCAGACAACUGAAACAUAUACCAGACAGCCUGUGUCCACAAUAGACACUACUUUAACAGCAAGUACCUCUAAAUCAAUAAGCACAGGAAGCACAAUCACAAGUCAAGAUGAUGAAAUAUCUCACAGCUCAGUUACCACAGGCUCUCUGACAGAAGCAACAGAGCUUUCAGCAAAGCCAUCAGAGUCCACCAUUGUUGAUGUUUCAGAGAAUCUGUUCUCCUCUGCACAGACAGAACAUUUUGAUGAAAAAUUAUCUGAAAGCACAUCAGAGACAACAUCACAAGACAAGCUAUCAUCAUCAAGUUUUACAUCAAUUCUAAUUUCAACAGAAAUGGACGGUUCAGGAGAUGCGACCUUUGAGAUGCUUAGUAAAGGGUUCACAACAGCAAGUCCUUCAUUGUUCACCACAACCAAAUCACACAAAGAUCUCACAGAUGCAGCAUCCAUUGCAACAGGUUCAGUAUCAAUGCCUAGCUCAAUAAGUGCCCAGACUGCAGAUGAUCAGACAACUGAAACACAUACCAGGCAGCCUGUGUCCACACUAGACUCUACUCUAACAGCAAGUACCUCUGAGUCAAUAGGCACAGGAAGCACAAUGACAAGUCAAGAUGAUGAAAUAUCUCACAGCUCAGUUACCACAGGCUCUCUGACAGAAUCAACAAAGCUUUCAGCAAAGCCAUCAGAGUCCACUAUUGUUGAUGUUUCAGAGACUCUGUUCUCCUCUGCACAUAUAGACCCAUUAGAUUAUAAAUUAUCUGAAAGCACUGUCACAGGCACAAUUGCAUCAGAGGCAACAUCAAAAGAUAUGAUUUUAUCUUCCAGUUUUACAUCAGUUCUAUUAUCCACAGAAAUGGACGGUUCAGGAGAUGUGACGUCUGAGAUGCUUAGCAAAGGGUUCACAACAACAGAUUCUUUAUUGUUCACCACAACCAGAUCAGACCAAGAACUCACAGAUGCAGCAUCCGAUGCAACAGGUUCAGUAUCAGUGCCUAGCUCAACAAGUGCCCAGACUGCAAACGAUCAGACAACUGAAACACAUACCAGGCAGCCUGUGUCCACACUAGACUCUACUCUUACAGCAAGUACCUCUGAGCCAUUAAGCCUAGGAAGCACAGUCACAAGUCAAGAUGAUAAAAUAUCUUACAGCUUAUUUACCACAGGCUCAUUGACUGAAGCAACAGAGUUAUCAGCAAAGCCAUCAGAGUCCACCAUUGUUAAUGUUUCAGAGACUUUGUUCUCCUCUGAACAGACAGAACAAUUAGAUGAAACAUUAUCUAAAAGCACUGUCACAAGCACAGUUGCAUCAGAGGCAACAUCAAAAGAUAUGCUAUCAUCAUCAAGUUUUACAUCAGUUCUAUUCUCUACAGAAAUUGAUGGUUCAGGAGAUACGACGUCUGAGAUGCUUAGUAAAGGGUUUACGACAACAAGUUCUUCAUUGUUCACCACAACCAAAUCAGACAAAGAACUCACAGAUGCAGCAUUCGAUGCAACAGGUUCAGUAUCAAUGCCUAGCUCAACAAGUGCCAAGACUGCAGAAGAUCUGACAACUGAAACACUUACCAGGCAGCCUUUGUCCACACUAGAGUCUUCUCUAACAGCAAGUACCUCUGAGUCAAUAAGCACAGAAAGCACAGUCACAAGUCAAGAUGAUGAAAUAUCUCACGGCUCAGUUAUCACAGGCUCUCUGACUGAAGCAACAGAGUUAUCAGCAAAGCCAUCAGAGUCCUCCAUUGUUGAUGUUUCAGAGAUCCUGUCCUCCUCUGCACAGACAGAACAAUUAGAUGAUAAAUUAUCUAAAAGCACUGUCACAAGCACAGAUGCAUUAGAGAAAACAUCAAAGGAUAUGCUAUUAUCGAGUUUUACAUCAGCUUUAUCAUCCACAGAAGUGGACGGUUCAGGAGAUGCAACCUCUGAGAUGCUUAGCAAAGGGUUCACAACAACAAAUUCUUUGUUGUUUACCACAACCGAAUCAGACCAAGAACUCACAGAAACAACAUAUGAUGCAACAGGUAUAGUCUCAAUUCAAAGCUCAACAAGUGCUGAGACAACAGACGAUCAGACAACUGAAACAUAUACCAUGCAACCUGUGUCCAUACAAGACUCUACUCUAACAGCAAGUACAUCUGAGCCAUUAAGCCUAGGAAGCACAGUCACAAGGAAAGAUGAUGAAAUAUCUCACAGCUCAGUUGCCACAGGCUCUCUGACAGAAGCAACAGAGUUAUCAGCAAAGCCAUCAGAGUCCACCAUUGUUGAUGUUUCAGAGACUCUGUUCUCAUCUGAACAGACAGAACAAUUAGAUGAUAAAUUAUAUAAAAGCACAGUCACAAGCACAGUUGCAUCAGAGACAACAUCAAAAGAUGUGCUAUCAUCAUCAAGUUUUACAUCAGUUCUUUUCUCUACAGAAAUUGAUGGUUCAGGAGAUGCGACGUCUGAGAUGCUUAGUAAAGGGUUCACAACAACAAGUUCUUUAUUGUUCACCACAACCAAAUCAGACAAAGAAUUCAGAGAUGCAGCAUCAAUGCAACAGGUUCAGUAUCAAUGCCUAGCUAUCAGUGCCCAGACUGCAGAUGAUCAGACAACUGAAACACAUACCAGGCAGCCUGUGUCCACACAAGGCGCUACUCUAACAGCAGGUAUCUCUGAGUCAAUGAGCACAGGAAGCACAGUCACAAGUCAAGAUGAUAAAAUAUCUCACAGCUCAAUUACCACAAGUACUGUUACAGAGGCAACAGAGCUUUCAGCAAAGCCAUCAGAGUCCACCAUUGCUGAUGUUUCAGAGACUCUGUUCUUCUCUGCACAGACAGAACAUUUAGAUCAGAAAAUAUCUGAAAGCACUGUCACAAGUACAGAUGCAUCAGAGAUGAUGACAAAAGAAGAUGUGCUAUCACCAUCAAGUUUUGUAUCAGUUAAAUUAUCCACAGAAAUUGACGGUUCAGGAGAUGAGACUUCCGAUAUGUUCAGUAAAGUCUUCACAACAAGAAGUUCCUUAUUAGUCACAAUGCCCACAUCAGACCAAGAGCUCACAAAAUCAGCAUCUAAUGUAACAGAUAUAGUCUCAAUACUUAGCUCAGCAAGUGCUGGGACCCUAGCUGAUCAGACAACUGAAUCAGAGAAGAUGGCAACAAGUUUAACAUCCAUUUUGUCAUCCUCAGAAAUUGAUGGUUCAAAAGCAGUCACUCCCAGUCUAACAGUCACUUUAUCUCAUUUAAGCACAAGGAAAGUGUCAUCUGACAUAAGUGCAAGCAUGCACACAACUUUUGUAGAUGCAGAAGAUGGCACAACAGAUAUUGAGGGAUCAGGAGAUCAGUUUACACAGGUAUCCUCUGUCAUGCAUGUUUCAUCAUCAGAAAUGAAAACUCAGUCUUCUUCUCCUCCCACAGUACCUUUAACUAGUACUUCCAUUACAGUAAAACAUGACCUUGAUGCCACUCAACUAGAAGAUUUUGAUCAGGAAGACAGGGUAACAUUAUCAACUACAACAUAUGAUAAUUAUACUGUGGCCACUGAUGAGGCUGAAAUCAUUGAAGCUAACCACACAUUAAUUCCAGAGCAACGCUCCUCCCAUUCAACAUUGUCUACUACUAAAGCGACACUGCUGUCGAGCACAGUAGUUCAGACAGCAGUGACAGCCCUCUUUAAUGAAGGAAUUAGUGAAUUUACAGAUGAAAGUGAAGUAAAUGAUAAAGAUGGCUCUGGUGAUGAAAUAUCAACCAAAGUUCUUGAGGCAAUUCCUUUUCAAGCUACACCAUCAGAUUAUAUAACAUCUUCAACCACAUUCACCCAAACUGAGAAAACUAUUUUACAUUCAUCUCAACCUGCAACACCUGCUCCAAUAUUGUCAAGCACAUCUAAAGCUUUCUCUUUUUCAGACAGACAAAGUACCAUACAGUCAAUCACUGCAGAAAUUAACUUAGAGGGGUCAGCAUUUUUAACCACAGAUGAUGACCAAGAGUUUACGCCACCAGAUGAAUCUACUAGUGAGAUAUCAGAAACACCAACAACCAAAUCAUACGAAGAAUCUGUAAGAACCGAUGAAGCGGAAAUUUAUGAGACAAGUUCCUCUAGCGUUGAAUCUGUCACUGGUACUACAGAAAGUCAGUCAGCUUUAUCCCCAUCGCCCUCAUUCCUGAGCUCCACCCAGCCAACUAUAACAGUUUCAGCUUCAAUUUUAGAGGAUGGCAGUGGUGAUGUAACAGAGGGCGAUGAAGCAGAAGAUGAUGGCUCAGGUGUUGACACAACUCUUGCAACAUCAUUACCUUUGGUUUCAAGGUCAGUGGUGACAGAGACAACCAUUAGCCCAACAUCCUUCAGUAUAGCCAGCACUGGAGACGAAAAUACAAACAAAACUGUUUCACAUAAAACCAUCACACCUGAAAUGCAGAGACUUUCCUCAAGCACUCCGGUUUUAGGGCAAACAGAGUACAAACCUUCUGUUGGUUCUAUUACAGCCUCAAAUGCCACUAGUUUUACUGCUCCUAACACAUAUAUUACAUCUUCUGAUAUGGUAAGCAGCCUCACUGCAUUGCCUAUAUCAGUGACAUCCCAAGGUCCUGUGUCCAUCCCUAAGCCAUCAGUCUUCUACAAGGACAUUACUGACCAGCAAGUAACAGCUGUUACUCCAACAAGCACUGUCUUAAUAUUUACAGAUGAUGAAAAAGAGGAAGAUAAACUGUUUUCAACAGUAACAGAGAGUAUGAGAGAUCAUAGCAUCAAACUUGAUGUUAUCACCAAAGAUGACAUGAUCAUUGAUGCAGAUGAUGUGUCUAUUUCUGAGCUGUCUUCACCUUUUGCCCCGACAAUUAUUACAGAAGAAGCCGUCGGAGUUACAGAAAUUGUCAUAACGCCACAAACUUCAAGUAUAAUGAUAGAAGAAACAGAUGGUUCUGGAAUAGAGGGCACUGAGUUAAAUCAACUACAUGUGACAUAUCAAACAGGAGAGAUAUUGGUUAAACAAACAACAUCAACACCAGACAUCCUGCAGAGCAGUUCAGCAUAUGUAGAUGAGGAAGCCCAAGCAACACAAACUCCUGAGGCUACUAGUGCUGACUUACCUCAAUCUUUACAAGCUGGUCAAAUCUUCACAGAAUCCACAAAAGCUACAAUGGAAAUACAGACUAAGGAUUUAUCUGAAGCCAGUACAUCUACUGUGGAUUAUAGUGUAAAAACUUUAGGAUUAACCCCCAAGCCAUCUCAAGCAGCUACUUUAUACACAGAACAUUUUAAGACCACUGCUACUACAUAUACCAAAACAGCAGUCACAGCUGAUUUAAAAGUUGUAACAGAGGAACAGUUAGACAGCAAAGGUGUUGAUACCAUUGAACCCUCUACUGAUGAGACAAUUGGGGAGAGUGAAUUAGCAAGCACAGAUACAACCUCCACUUCUGGUAUUACAAAUCCAAUAUUUUCAUCCAUAGAUGAUGGCUCAGGUGACUUGUUUACAGAAGGUCUGACUAAUUUAACCCCUUUAACAGCAGCAGAGGAAGAUGUUGUGAUUCACUUAGCAACAACCCCUUUGCCUAAAACAAUAACAGUAACUGAUAGGGAGCCAUAUCAACAAGCUUUGUCUGAGAUGACAGUUACACAUGAGCCCCAGACAAAUAUCAGGACAGAUGAAGAAAUGCCACUGAUCUCAACGGUUAUACCAAAACCCCUUAUAUCUACAUCAAAGUUUGAUGACAGUACAGAGAUAGCAACUUUAACAAGAUCUCCUAACACUACACACAUACCAGUGGUAAGAGAUCAACCAACCAACACACCAGAUAGUUUAGAUUACACAAUGCUUUUCUCUGAGAAAAGGACAGAUGACGUAGAUUAUGGAACAGCUUCAGAACCUUAUAGUGUGGAGUCUAUACCGGAUUUCGUUCAAAAAACUGAAUCAACAACAAAACUAGACACCGAAAGUGAGACUAGUUUAGAUAACACACAACCAGAUGUCACACAUGCUCCAAGUUCUGCUGCAGAAAAAUUUCUGAAAGAAGAAAGAGUUGAAAAUACAACUCCAUCUAAACUAGACGCAGGUCACAUGACCACUGCACGACCUGAAUAUGAGGGUUCUGAAAUGUCCACUAGCUCUAAAAGCAACCUGGAGGAGGCUUCAGUCAUCAUGCCAUCAUCUGAAGAGGUUCAGACAGUGAUUAUGUCGACUGCAACAACUUCACCCUUGCUUUGGACAUCUGAGGAUUUAAGUAAGGAAAAUGCCUCAAGGAAACAGGAGGCAGCUGGUGAGAUCGAGGAUGCUUUAACUCCAACUGCUAAGAUUUCAUUUCAGUUGUCUGAAGAUUCUGAGGUUGAAGGUUCACCUUUUGACAUUCCAGGUGUUCACAGUUGUACUGAUAAUGUUUGCUUGAAUGGUGGCUCUUGUGUAAAAAUGGGUGGUGCUCAGAUCUGCAGCUGUCCAUCUGGAUACAGUGGGGAACGUUGUGAAAGAGAUUUUGAUGAAUGUCACUCAAAUCCGUGUCGUAAUGGUGGAACAUGUAUUGAUGGCCUGAACUCCUACACCUGCUUAUGUCUACCAAGUUAUACAGGAGCACUGUGUGAGCAAGACACGGAAACAUGCAGCUACGGCUGGCACAAGUUUCAGGGUCACUGCUACAAAUACUUUCCCAAUCGGCGUAAUUGGGAAACAGCAGAGCGUGAGUGUCGCAUCCAGGGGGCACACCUUGCAAGUGUACUGACACAUGAAGAGCAGCAGUAUAUCAACCGCCUUGGUCAUGAUUACCAAUGGAUUGGUCUGAAUGAUAAGAUGUUUGAGAAUGAUUUCCGGUGGACAGAUGGCAGUGUUGUGCAAUAUGAAAACUGGAGACCAAACCAGCCAGACAGUUUCUUCUCUUCUGGUGAAGACUGUGUGGUAAUGAUCUGGCAUGAGGACGGUCAGUGGAAUGACGUACCCUGCAACUACCACCUCACCUUCACCUGCAAGAAGGGCACAGUGUCUUGCAGUCAGCCACCUGUGGUCCAUAAUGCCCGCACAUUUGGACAGGCACGUCCAAGCUAUGAGAUCAAUUCCUUGAUCAGGUACCAUUGCAUAGAUGGUUUUAUCCAAAGACAUGUUCCCACAAUUCGCUGCAGAGGAGAUGGUUCGUGGGAUCUUCCCAGAAUUUCCUGCAUGAGUCCAUCCAACUUUCAAAGGAGUUAUGCAAGAAGACAUAACACAUACAGCCUUUAUCGCCAUCAAAAGAGAUCUAUAGAAACAUCUGCUGAUAUACCCUGACGACACCAUUACUAUGGUGCAUUACAUUAUCGGACACAAAAGUAGUUGGAAACCGAGCCCUCCCAGUAUAUUUUUGAUAGCUUAUGACGACGGACCUGCUUGCUAGGUGAAAUGAAAAUGAAAAGGACAACACAACAUUCAACAUAGAGUGGGAUAUCACUGGAAUCAAACAGUUUUCUAAAGAAAUGAUUUUUUUUUAAGCAUAAAGGACUCACAUUCAGCUGGCCUCUGAAAAAAAAGACUGUUUGAUCUACCUUCCAACUAAUUCUGUUUUUACUUGGAAACACACAGUGCCUUUAUAAUCCAAAAUCCACAUAUAAAUGAAACUGAUAAUAUCAUAAAUUGCAUCCGGUGGAAUGUUUUGAUAUCCUAAAAUGCAGUAUAUUUCAAUGCAUUUAAACACUUAAAUGACAAUGACAUGAAAAGCCAUGUAGAUUUUAUAUUAUUUAUUAUCUUAUCUGUUUGAUGUCUCUUUUAAGUGUUUACAAUGAAUAUCCUGUUUCACAUUAUUUAAAAUCCAACAGUUUUUAAAUCUAAAAACCAAAGAAUUUCAGUACCAAAAAUUACAGCAAAAUUUAGCCUUUGUUUUCCUUGGACGAUUUUAUACUACUUUGAAGAGAAUGUACUUUGUGAGAUGCUUAAAAGACUUGAACAAAUGCCUUUUUAACAUGAUGCCUAUAAUUUAUUUCUUUUGCUGCUCUCUGUCUUCUUGUUGCUUUACUCAUGUGCUGAGGAUAUACUGUAACUUAGCCAAACUGCACACUGUCAGAAUGAAUUAUGUUAGAACACAGUUUAUGUCACUCACUGUCUUUGAUGUGACUAGUAUAAUUGCAACUUACAUGUGAAAUAUGAAUAGUGUGAUGAAAUUUGGGGUGUAUCAGUGGACCAAAGGAAUAUUUACAUUAACAGCUUUGACUCUACAGUUUGUUGUGCUUCAUAACUUAUUAAUAAUGAUCAGCCAUUUGUUUAGGCCCAUGCAUUUGUUCUUUGAAAUUUUUGUUAGUUGUCUGUUUUGUUGUGAAACUGCACAUAUCUUUUUAUAUAUUUAUAUUAUAACUUUUUUUGUUAAACUUGAUUGUCUAUGAAAUGUGUCACCAUAAAUGCAAAGUUUAUUAAAUUUUGAAUUCUUUUCAGUUGUGAUAUGAAGCAACUUUGGGGGAAAGUUUUACACAGUGAUGCUUCUAGUUAACAAUACUUAUUUGUGGGCUGUGAUUCAUGUUUUGUAUUGAUCAUAUGAAAUUUAAUUAAUUUUUUACUGACAUAAAAUCUAUAUAAUGUAAAUAAUAUUCUAAAUAAAACACAAAUUCACAGCAAUUAAAUGCAGCGCACCAGCUCCAUUUUUAGUGAAUUUAUGCAAUUCUUCAGCUGUGCCAUUGCGGACCACCAGAUGGAGGAGUUUCACUAACAAAAGAACUCAAAAG
Molecule: messenger RNA, 18341 nt
Organism: Misgurnus anguillicaudatus (oriental weatherfish)
Lineage: Eukaryota; Metazoa; Chordata; Actinopteri; Cypriniformes; Cobitidae
Biological process (GO): cell adhesion; central nervous system development; skeletal system development
Cellular component (GO): synapse; perineuronal net
Molecular function (GO): calcium ion binding; hyaluronic acid binding
Source: RefSeq, a predicted model, not a curated record